UACCUCGCCUUUUGUUUCUCCAAACUAGAAGACACUCCGUGAUCUCUGACUUCUCUCCACCGUGGAACCUCCCUCCACCUAAAUCCCCGCCGCCGUAAAAACAUCCGCCUCCGAUCCAAAAUGAAGCGCAAGAAGUGGUCGGAGCAGGAGGAACAAACCCUCCUAUCCAAGUACUCUGAACUACUCCGCUCCGGCACCCUUGCUAAGCUCAAGACCCGCGAGAAGAAGUUCAAACCCGUCGCCGACCACGUCAACUCCCUCCACCACCAUCGCGAUCCCUCCGCCUUCCCUUUCACGUGGUCAUGGCGCGACGUAUCCAUCAAGGUCCAGAACAUGCGCCACCAGUACCUCGGCGUCAAGCAGAAGAUCCAAGGUCUCUCGCCUCACUCUUUCAACUGGUCCGAUGGUCUCAAUCACUGGGAGAAUUUUCUUUAUUACAAGGAAGUCUUCGGCGAUAUUCCGUCGUCCUCUUCGAUUGCGAGAAACAGUUCUAAUUCUGCGGUUUCGUUGCGCAGCCUUGGAUUUUCGGGUUCUGAUGAUGAUAUUAUUGAUGAAGAUGAUGAUUGUGAUGAGGAUGAGGAGGAGUGUGAGUGCGGUGGUGAUGAUUUUGAUGAUGAUUCCGCGGAAGAGGUGAGGCGGAUUGGGGGUAUCGGGGUUAGGGUUUUGGAGCUGAGGGAGGCGGUGGCGAAGAGGGAGGAGAGGAGGAGGGAGAGAGAGUUUCGGAGGGAGAAGGAGGAGGCAGCGGCGGAGAGAGAGCGGGAGAAGCGGAGGAGGGAGGGGGAUGACAGAGGAGUUGAGGUGGAGGUGGAAUCUGAAUUGGAGGAGAGGCGGUUGCGGUGGGCGAGGAGGGAGGUGGCAAGGAGGGCGAGGCUGGAGAGGGAGCUGGAGGAGGAGCGGAGGCGGAGGAAGAGGGCGGAGGAGAGAAUGGAGGAGGAGGAGAUGGAGUGGAGGGAGAGGAUGGUGGCAAUGCAGGUUGAGCAUGAGAAGCAGAUGAUGCAGAUGCAUGUUGAUGCUUGCCAGAACCAGAUGCAGAUCCUUGGGAUCAUGGCCAGGAUACUAUGCCAGUUCUUUGGCUCUGGGAGUGAUGGAUUGGGCGGUGGCGGCGGCAGCGCCACCGGCAGCGGCUUGGCAGCGUUGCCCUCUCAGGUGUUGCAGAAUUUGCAACACACUGGGGAGUUGGGGAAUGUAAAACCGGAUGCUAAUUCGCCUUCGGAAUUUAUGUAAAAAGGAUUGAAGCAGAGUACUCUGUUCAAUAUACUUCAUGGAUGUUGUCAACGUGAAAAAGAUGAAAAUGAAUAUUUCAUUGUAUCGCCAGGUCCUUUUUGUGUUGUUGAAAUUAUAGCUUUCUUGAUUGUGAAGGGAAAUUCCUACUUUGGGGAGGGGAAAUGCGGGAAGAUGUUGACAGCUGCCCAACCAAGUGCUGGGUGAGAAAGUCUCAUGAUGAGCUCACUUAACAUAUUUGUAAGUUUUUAGAAAUACUAUUAUUAGACCUAAGGUUGCUGAAAAGACGUAGAAAGUAGCAUUUUUUUAUGCAGUUCAAUACUUCAUGAGGCUGCUUUGUAUGCUAAGUGCAUUGGUUCUUCUAUUUUUCAUAGAUGACUCGGUUAAUAUAAUUCUAUUUCAUUAGAGUUGAGUGGAUGAGGCUCUAGCCUGUAUGGUGAAGCCUGCUCAAUACAUUUUUGAAAGGAAUAAGCGUA
Arachis stenosperma is the source of this 1697-nucleotide messenger RNA. Its product is annotated as trihelix transcription factor ENAP1-like. The record is from RefSeq and is a predicted model, not a curated record. The transcript has 2 exons. The coding region runs from base 121 to 1224 and encodes 367 amino acids. NCBI's taxonomy places the organism in Eukaryota, Viridiplantae, Streptophyta, Magnoliopsida, Fabales, Fabaceae.